Messenger RNA from Owenia fusiformis, 642 nucleotides. Lineage: Eukaryota; Metazoa; Annelida; Polychaeta; Sabellida; Oweniidae. The record is from the annotation of a GenBank genome assembly.
AGUGUCUUGUUAACAAUGGUGGAUGUUCACAACUUUGUGUAAACACAUUCUUCUCUUACUAUUGUGACUGCAUACCAGGAUACCAAAUUGAAACAAUAAAUGAAGGCAAUUGUGUCGCUGACACACAAUUCUGCAGCAAAGUGUAUAGAGCUCGCGGAUUUGUUGAUGAGUGUUUCUGUCAAUCACAACUUUCGGAUGACGUGAUACCAUUAAAUGGAACCAGUUGUACAAACUUUGAUGAAUGCUUGUAUCAAAAUGGCCGCUGUCAGCAUUUCUGUAAUGACACAGUAGGCAGUUAUGUAUGUUCAUGCAGGGUUGGUUUCGAACUCUCAGAAGAUGAACAUGAAUGUGUAGACAUUGAUGAAUGCGCCCGCAACCCAGAUAACUGCGGGGCGGAUGAAACCUGCGUCAACACAAAUGGCAGUCAUGCAUGCAUAGCACAAACAUUUGGCUGCCCAACAAGGUUUUGAAGGUGCUGCAUGAGUACUACGUUACCAAGGUCUACUUCUGUUCAACUGAGCACUUUCGAUUGCGAAUCAACAGUAAGUGGAGUUGUAGCCUUGGUCGUCAUCAUGGUCAUAGCAUUUGCAUUCAGCUAAGUUCACACCAACAGCGUUUUGAUGGCGCUUUGAAGCGGCGUGC